UAUUUAUUUAUUUAUUUCAAACUACUUUCACUUUUGGCGCUUUCACUAUGCGCGGUUUCGGUGUUGCGACUUUGCUUUGACACACAACAGAAAAAAAGUUACUUCUGGUUACAGAAAGAGAGAGAGAGAAAAAAGAGAAAGAUAGACAGAUAGAUAGACAAUAUGGCGUGUUUGCGUUCACACUGUAACACCUGCGCGCGCUUUUUCUGCCUGUCGGACGAACACUGAUGCGGAAACUGGUGGACUUUCAGAUCUUCAACUUCAUCUUAAACAGUGCUGAGAUAUAUCUCAAGUGCUUCCUGCUUCCACUAUGAACGGAUCAACGCUUACCUCCCUCGAAGCCCUGGAUGAACUGACGGACGAGGAGUUGGAGAGAUUUGUAUUUUAUCUUUUUCGUAGCCCACCAGAAGGUUUCCAAAAGAUUUCAAAGGCGAAGGUGCAAAAUAAAUCAAGAGAAACAGUGGCUGAUGAAAUGAUUGAAAUAUACGGGGAGAAACAUGCUCUUGAAGUCACUAUAGAGAUUUUAAAAAUAAUGAAAAGAAACCAUCUGGCAAAUGAAAUUCAGGAAAGAAUGCAACAAAAACGUUUAAAGCCCGAUCCAAAUGCUGUAUCUUCGAAGAAGCAGAGACUGGCUGAUACUCCAAGCAAGACGGGUCAACCAGGACAAGAGCUUCAGAGUGUCAUAUCAAAACUGAAGACCUGUCUGAAGCAGGAAAAUAAUUUCAUAGUUGAAGAGACGGCGAAAGAUAAGAACAAGAUUCCACUUAAUAAAAUAUACACAGACCUCAUUAUUACAAAAGGAGAGAGUAGAACCCAUAAUAACGAGCAUGAAAUUUUGACGAGUGAGAAUUCGCACUGUCCGUAUGAGACCAGCAUCAACUUCAGUGACAUCUUCAGUCGGAAUGAGGAAGGAAUCAGAACUGUUCUUACCAAGGGAGAUGCUGGGAUUGGAAAAACAGUGUCUGUGCAAAAAUUCAUAAUUGACUGGGCUGAGAAUAAAACCAAUCAAGAUUUGAUAUUUAUGUUUGUACUUCCGUUUCGUAAACUGAACCUGAUUAAACAUGAUUAUAGUCUUCAUGAACUUUUGAUUCUCUUGCAUCCCCAACUUAAAGGCUGUCACUCCGACUUGUAUGUCGACAAUAAAGUUUUAUUCAUAUUUGAUGGCCUUGAGGAGAGCAGAAUUCAAAUGAACUUUAAUCAAACUUUCAUAAUAAGUGACGCUGACACCAAAUCCACAGUCGAAGCCUUAAUUAUAAACCUCAUCACUAAGGCGCUCCUCCCUUCUGCUCUUAUAUGGAUAACUUCCCGACCAGCAGCAGCCAAUCAGAUCCCCUCCCAGUACAUUGACUGUGUGACAGAAAUUCAGGGAUUUAAUGACUCCCAGAAGGAGCAGUACUUCAGAAAGCGAGUGACCGAUAAAGACAAAGCCAACAGAAUCAUCUGGCACAUCAGGGCUGCAAGGAGCCUUCAUAUCAUGUGCCAAAUUCCGAUCUUCUGUUGGAUUUCGGUUACUGCUCUUCAGCCGUGGCUUACACGCAAGUGCAAAGGAGAAAGUCCCACAACUCUGACUGAAAUGUACUCUCACUUUUUACUCGUUCAAAUAAACAGGAAGAACGAAAAAUUCGACAAGAAACAUGAAAACAACUCAAUGACACUGCUGGAGUCCAACAAAAACAUGAUUCUGAAACUCGCCGAGUUGGCUUUCAAACAUCUGCGAACAGGCAAUGUACUUUUCUAUGAAGAAGAUCUGAAAAUGUGUGGAAUCGAUAUUGAAGAAUCGUUUUUACGCUCUGGGCUUUGCACUGAAAUAUUCAAAAUGGAAUCUGAGUUUUAUCGUAUCAAAACUUACUGCUUUGUGCACUUGAGCUUCCAGGAAUUUUUUGCCGCUCUCUAUGUCUUCCAUUGUUAUUUAUGCAAGAACAUGGAAGAGAUAAUGUUCCUGCCAAAUACCAAAGAAAUAACUUUGGAUGUUUUAAUGAAGCAUGCAGUGAAUGAAGCCCUGAAAAGCAAGAAUGGACAUUUCGAUCUUUUCCUCCGUUUUCUUCACGGCAUGUGUUUGGAGUCUAACCAGAGACUCUUGCACGGUCUACUGCUCCAUACCAUGAGCAGCUCCGAGAGCAUUGAGAAAAUAAAACAGAACCUAAAACGUGGACAAAAAAGAAACAUCAACCCUGAGCGUUGGCUCAAUCUCACGCAGUGCUUAAUAGAAAUGAAGGAUUAUACGCUCCAGCAAGAAAUUAAGACUUACCUUGAGUCCAAAAUUAAGUCCAAGAAGCUAACGCUUGCGCAAUGUUCAGCCAUGGCUAACAUGUUUCAAGUUUCUGAGGAGGUGAUAGAGGAGUUAAAUCUGAAAAAAUACAAUAAAACAGAAGAGGGGUGUAGAAGACUAAUCCCAGCUCUUAGGAAUUGCAAAAAGGCUAUCCUGGCAAACUGUAACCUUACAGAGACAUCCUGUGAAAACAUCUCAUCAGCUUUACAGUCAGCAAAUUCACCCCUGAGAGAGCUGGACCUGAGCAACAAUGACCUACAGGAUGCAGGACUGAAACUGAUUUACAAAGGACUGAAAUGUAAAUUAGAGAUACUAAGUGUCUCCAACUGUAACCUCACCACAGUGUCAUGUGAAGAUAUUGCUGCAGCUCUACGUUUAAGAACAUCAUCUCUAAAAACACUGGACCUGAGCUACAAUGACCUGCAAAAGGGGAUAAAUCAGCUCUUUACUGGACUAAAGAGCCCAAACUGUACACUAGACACGUUACGGCUAUCAAAUUGUCAUGUCACUGUAGAAUCGUGUAACUACAUCGCCAAAGCUCUGUCACCUUUAAAAGAGCUGGAUCUGAGUCACAAUGACCUGCGAGAUACAGGAAUGAAGCUGCUCUGUGAUGGACUAAAGAGUUCCUGUUGUAAUCUGAACAUACUCAAAGUGUCAGACUGUAAACUCACAGAGCAGUCUUCUCCAGAUGUUGCCUCACUUCUAAGUAAAGAAAACUCAUCCCUGAGAGAACUGGAUCUGAGCGAUAACGACCUCAAGGAUUCUGGUGUGAAAGCGUUAUCUAAUGGAUUGUCGAGUUCGGAGUGUGUUCUGGAAAUACUGAGGUUGUCUGGGUGUGGCCUCACAAAAAGGACCUGCUAUUCACUCAUUUCUGCUCUGCAUUUAAACCCUAAACACCUCAUUGAGCUGGAUUUAGACUACAACCAUCUAGGACCUGCAGAACGGAAACAACUUUCAAAAAUUAGGAAAUUUCCAGUAUAUACACUGCAGACCUUUAGUAUGAACCACAAUGAAGAGUUAAGAACAAAUCCAGGACUCAAAAAAUAUGCCUUCAAACUGACGCUGGAUCCCAACACGGCAAACACACAUCUCUCGCUGACCGGCGAUAACACCAGGAUCUCAUUUAAGAGAGAACAUCAACCAUCUCAAGACCACAUGGGAUACCCGAUGCAGGUCUUGUCUAAGGAGAGUCUUUUUGGACGGUGUUACUGGGAGGUUGAGUGGCAUCGAAAGGCCUCCAUUGCUGUGGCCUACAAAUCCUUCAUCAAGAGGGGAUGCAAAAAUAACUAUGUGUUUGGACGUUCAAAGAAGUCCUGGAGUCUGGAGUUAUCCGAGAACGAUAACCAUUGCGCAGCAGUGCACAAUAACAAGAGCAUCUCCAAAUCACAUCCCCAGGGCAACAGAGUGGGAGUGUUUGUGGACUGCUCACGUGGAAUUCUGUCCUUUUACAACAUCUGCUCCGACACACAAACACUGCCCAUACACACUUUCCACACAAACUUCAGAGAAACACUUGUUGCAGGAUUUGGACUCGGUCAUGAUGAAGAGGCCUCCGUCUCUCUUAUCCAUUCUUGAAAGUUAAAAAAAGGAAAAAGGUAUAUAAAUAUCUGUGAUAUGAAUAGAUAACUUGGAUUAAUAGGGCAGGAACAACUAAUCGAUAAUAGUCAAUAUUGUUAUUGAUUAGUUGGGCUGCUAAAACUUACAGGUUUGCGUGACGGCAAGAGAACACAGCUGCUUGAGAAAUGGCCGAGUCAAGUUUAUUUCUAUAGCGCUUUUCACAACAGACAUCGUCUCAAAGCAGCUUAACAGAAAUCAACAGUCAAGGUGAACAGUGUGUAUUUAUCCUGAUGAGCAGCCAUGGCGACUGUGGCAAG
Silurus meridionalis is the source of this 4143-nucleotide messenger RNA. Its product is annotated as NACHT, LRR and PYD domains-containing protein 12-like. Lineage: Eukaryota; Metazoa; Chordata; Actinopteri; Siluriformes; Siluridae. The transcript is spliced from 10 exons. Gene Ontology annotation, molecular function: protein binding. The record is from RefSeq and is a predicted model, not a curated record. The coding region runs from base 311 to 3844 and encodes 1177 amino acids.